This is a messenger RNA of Lasiosphaeria miniovina, 952 nucleotides long. RefSeq lists its product as uncharacterized. The transcript is spliced from 2 exons. The record is from RefSeq and is a predicted model, not a curated record. The coding region runs from base 195 to 686 and encodes 163 amino acids. NCBI's taxonomy places the organism in Eukaryota, Fungi, Ascomycota, Sordariomycetes, Sordariales, Lasiosphaeriaceae.
GUCAUAUUGCCGAACAGGCGUUCUCCAACACGGAAUACCUAUUUUGGUAUAUUGCCAAGUUUGGACCUCACUGUUCUGGUCUAGGUAAAUGGUAGUUUCUCCGUUCACAGUUGAGCCCUCCCUCUCGGCGUAGCCGUUACUGCCUCACUCAACGUUUCUGUCCGAAAAGGCGCAGCAAUAACAGCCAAGACGACAUGCCAUGGCCUCAACAACCGUGGCUACUCCUCCUGGGCAAAAUUGUACGCCACAUAGCGGAGGUGGCCGGAUGGCUGCUUCAGAUGCUGCAACGGCUUAGUCUGGUCCGUCGAGAUCAGAGUCGGUCAGAUCCAAGCAUUUCCCCAUCAACUGAUGCUUUGGGCAUCAUUUCCCAGUCGGAUGAUGCCUUGGACAGCCCGCCCGUCCCAUGGGACGAUGGUCAACUUGUUCCCGUCAAUACGACUUCCCUCCAGCCGGAUCGUCUCUGCCGUUCCUGCAAAGAUUGUGUGCGGAGCUGCGGCAUUGAAACACCUGCCGGUUUGCACAGCAGAAGCUAUGCCAGCGCUAUGAUGGGGAGCCCGUUCACUCCUGCUACUCGUUAUUCUUACAGCAGCUUCUCUAAAGCCCUCCGAGAUAGAUGCUUCGUUUGUAACACGUUGCUUCGGAAUAAUAAAAGAGGGAUGCCGCUUGCCAUUCCCAAAUCAGACUAGGAUCGGCCGCAGGAAGCAUCCAGCCGCAGGCAUAAUACGUGCCAGGCCUCUAACAUCAACACAUUCCAUUAUGAGUUUCUUGAAGACACUAAGAAAUUCUCUUGCUCUCUCAAGUUUGCUCUACAAUUGCCGUCCGAUUCCACGAGCACCCAUAUUUGGGAGGAAUUCAUCCUGCAGGCGGAAGGUUAUUAUGCCCGCCUCGACUUCAUCUUCCUGACAUGAUUUGAGAGAUCAUAGCUAAUUGGUCUCGGAUUCGGAAUCACGUG